This is a messenger RNA of Exophiala spinifera, 2043 nucleotides long. RefSeq lists its product as uncharacterized. The transcript has a single exon. Gene Ontology annotation, molecular function: TFIIIC-class transcription factor complex binding. Bases 1 to 2043 code for a protein of 680 amino acids. NCBI's taxonomy places the organism in Eukaryota, Fungi, Ascomycota, Eurotiomycetes, Chaetothyriales, Herpotrichiellaceae. The record is from RefSeq and is a predicted model, not a curated record. Gene Ontology annotation, biological process: RNA polymerase III preinitiation complex assembly. Gene Ontology annotation, cellular component: transcription factor TFIIIB complex.
AUGACCUUCUCCUCAGUUGUCAAAAAGCCAGGGCAGAAGAAGGUCACACCCAAAACUGCGCCUCGUCGAAAUGUUCAAAGAUCCCGUCCGACUGCGCCGCCUUCUUUGACCCCGGACAGUUUGACAUCAAGUCCUGCGGUUGAGGUUGCGGAAGAUGAUACGACAAGUCAAAAUACAGAGCCAGUACAGGCGCAGACUGUACUCGAGUCAACUGAAAUACCUUCCAUUGUCGAGUCGGUAGAGACCUCGCUUCCACUUUCCAAUCCACUCGAAACAUCGAACAGAGAAAGGAUUACGGAGCCUUCCAACGUGACUGCUAACACCCCGCUGUCAGUCCCGGUAGAGAUUACUGCUCCCGGAAGCACAAGUACAGGAGUUACUAUCAUACACCCAGUGCACGAGACUACUUGGGAAUCGAGAUCGAACACCAUACCAACGAUCGCGGCCAGCACCGCACCUGUAAGAUCUACGCGGAAGUCUACGGGCGCUCCUACCCCAUCAGCGGCUUCCGUGGAAACAGCACGGCAGGAUGAGGAUCUUACAGACACAGGAUGUCAGUCUCCCACGGACUCAAGAAAGAGGCGGAAGAUCACACACACGGUUCAUGAACUUGUCGAAUCGCGAGCGCAAACCACCCCGCCUCCCUCCGAUGAUAUACCUCUGCUGCUUAGAGCUAGUCCUCAACGUAGACGUAGUGAGUCUCGGACUUCAGAGGUCCUUCUACAGGAUGCGACGAGCCAACUUGCCGCGAUUUCCGAACUCGCGAACUCGAUCGAGCAGAGAGCCCGAUCUCUCCGGCCACGUUCCAUGAGACUCAGCUAUUCGGAAACGGAAGAUGUCGGCGAGGGCGACACUGAAGCACAAGCAGGGUCUCCUGAAGAAACGUCUCUGGAAUCGAUGGCGAAGAAGCGCUCGCAGAGGAAACAAUCACGCGCGAAGCGGAUCCGAGAACUUGCGGAGCAAGUGGUCGAAAAUGCCGUCGAUGGAACGCCAAAAACUCGGCGAAAGGCGCGACUUCCCACUCCAGAGAAUGCCGAUGAACUACAGAUCGACCCGGAAGAGGUAUCAAUGGGCGACUUGACCAGAGACAACAAAGUGGGGAGAAAGUCGGAAACUGAGAAACGAAUGCAAGAAAAUUGGACCGAUAUCCAAAAACGUCGAAAAGAAGACGUCGAGCGCCGGCGUGAAGCUGCUGGAAAAGGCAGAGCAGGCAGGCAAGAACUGUUCCAGGAUGCGUUGGUAGAACCCAUACAAGUGCCUAAACAAAUCAUUGUCAACGGACAGAUUAUCGUGGCCAACGAAUCUCGAGAGGUUGCGUUUGGUGCAGGCGUGGAACAAGCGGCCGACAAUGACCAAGAGGUGGCUCUCGAAGAUGACCGCAUAUACAGAUACGUCAACCAGGGGACACUGGGCAAACGCGCAGGCUUAAACAGGAGAACAAAAUGGGAUGAUGAAUCCACCGAACUGUUCUACAAAGGUCUUCGAAUGUUUGGCACUGACUUUGCCAUGAUAGCGAAUCUCUUCCCAUCUUUUGACAGGAGGCAGAUCAAGUCGAAAUUCGUAAUUGAGGAACGUCUCAAUCCAGUCCGAGUGAAGGACAGUGUCGACGCCAAGGAAGCCGUCAAUCUCGAAGAAUAUGCCAAAAUGUCGGACCAGCAAUUUGAGGAUCCAGCCAAGCUCAUGGAGGAGUUGGCUGCAGAAGAGAAGAGGCUCCGGGAGGAAGACAAGCGAAGACGUGAAGGCGACGGCUAUGUUCUUGAAGGCGCAGACGUGCCACUCCCAUCAACUGAAACGGACUUUGAACAGGGCGACAAUACACUGGAGGGCGAUGGCACAGUGACAGCGGCCGGCGUUCAUAGAGAGCGGAUAUCGACGUUGGCAGAUUCAGCGGCCGCAGGGUCUGCUGUGCCCAAGAAGAAGCAAGCUCCGCAACACAGAGCGACGAAGGAACCUGUCGGACGUGGACGGCAAGCCAAGAAAGGUAGAAGACCGACUGAAGGUGUUGAAGAGGCACUUGGACCGAUUGAUGAGGUUGGUCGGUAG